Molecule: messenger RNA, 2948 nt
Organism: Protopterus annectens (West African lungfish)
Lineage: Eukaryota; Metazoa; Chordata; Ceratodontiformes; Protopteridae
Gene: PTPN9
Product: protein tyrosine phosphatase non-receptor type 9
Exons: 13
Coding region: 569-2293 (574 amino acids)
Biological process (GO): protein dephosphorylation
Molecular function (GO): protein tyrosine phosphatase activity
Source: RefSeq, a predicted model, not a curated record
UGUUAUUUGUCCAUCGGGGGAAUCAAGUCAGACGCUGUUCAGUGUUCUGCUUUUCAAGAACUGCACAGUGGUAAAACAGAGAAACCGCAAACGAGUGAGAAAGACAGAAAAUUAAAUGAAGCAGAGUAAGAGAGGAUGUUGGAGACUUUUUUAACCUACGCAUUUUUUCUUUACAGAAAGAAUUAAGAAUUGAAGAAAUGAGGCCUUUGCAUUUGAACCAGUAACUGUUUUCAAGUACUGGAUUUUCCUUUACUGAAAGAUAAGAUUUCUUUUUAAAUAAACACUGGAAGCGUUUUCUCUGAUGAUACAAAUUACUACAUAUUUCCUGGAAAAGCAUUAUGGUGUCUGGAUUUACAGGAUUUAUUUCCCUUAAAGGAUUAACUUAUUUUGAUAUCUUAGUAUAUUUUAAUAAAGCGCCGUGUACACAUAUCCCAUUGCCUAUGUUCUUAUAAAGUUAAAGGAACAUUUCACAACUGAGUUAAUGUACAGCUUAUAGUGUUGUAUAAUCACGACUUAAACCGUAAACACGAAUUUCCAAUAGUUGCUCAACAGUAGUCGAAAGCAAGAAAUGUCUCUUGAACUUACUGCAGAAGAAGAACAGGCUACAAAGCAAUUCCUUGAAGAGAUUAAUAAGUGGACAACACAGCAUGGCAAUUCCCCGCUUUCCUGGAACACUUCUGUCAAAUUCCUCAUGGCCAGAAAGUUUGACGUCCUUCGAGCUGUUGAACUCUUCCACCGUUACAGGGAAACUCGGUUGAAGGAAGGAAUCGUGAAGUUAAAACCACAUGAAGAACCACUUCGAUCAGAGCUGCUUAGUGGAAAAUUUACAAUACUGAAUGUGCGGGAUCCGUCAUGUGCUACGAUUGCCCUUUUCACAGCAAAGUUGCAUCAUCCAAACAAAAUCCACCAACAUGUGGUGCUUCAAGCCCUGUUCUAUCUGUUGGAUCGAGCUGUGGAAAGCUUUGAUACACAAAGGAAUGGGCUGGUUUUUAUCUAUGAUAUGGCUGGUUCUAACUACACUCACUUUGAGCUGGAACUCAGUAAAAAGAUUCUGAGCCUUUUGAAGGGCGCCUUUCCUGCUCGCUUAAAGAAAGUUUUCAUAGUUGGUGCACCUGUAUGGUUUCGAGUUCCAUAUUCCAUCCUUAGUCUCUUACUGAAGGAAAAGCUGAGGGAAAGGGUUCAAAUGGUGAAGAUGUCAGAGUUGAAGCAGCACCUACCCAGAGAGUGUCUUCCUGAGCACCUGGGUGGAGUAAUAAAACUGGAUCAAGCUAGUUGGAACCAGCAGUUUCUUCCACAGCAGAAUGGCCACCCUGAUCCAUUGGAUGAGCUGAUUCUGUUGCCAGUGAUGCCAGCCCGGGAUGAUGGGUCAGUGCAUAUCCCUGGACCAGAAGCCAUGACGGUACAAGAACUGUAUGACCAUGUUAGGACUGUGCAGAAACAUGGAAUUUAUGAAGAAUAUGAAGACAUUAGAAGGGAGACCCCAGCAGGAACAUUUCACUGCUCAAUAUCACCCAUAAACCUGGAGAAGAACCGCUAUGGUGAUGUGCUGUGCCUUGACCAGACAAGAGUGAAGUUAAAACAUCACCGAAAUGAGAGAAGUGACUACAUUAAUGCAAGUUUUAUGGAUGGUUACAAACAGAAAAAUGCUUACAUUGGCACACAAGGUCCUUUAGAAAAUACAUACAAUGAUUUCUGGAGGAUGAUAUGGGAACAGAAUGUGUUGGUGAUCGUCAUGACAACAAGGACUGAUGAAGGGGGAAGGAAGAAAUGUGGCCAAUACUGGCCUUUGGGACAGCACACUAAGUCACAGUAUGGCAAUCUCAUAGUGACCAACCUCAAUGUAACCAGCUUCAGACACUAUAAUAAAACAACACUGGAGAUGCAAAGCACAGAGACUCUUGAAAGACGUCAAGUGACACAUUUCCAGUACCUAAGCUGGCCAGAUUAUGGAGUCCCUUCUUCUGCAGCAGCACUGAUUGAUUUUCUUGGAGCAGUUAAAAAUCAGCAGUGGCAGUCUGUAAGGACUUUGGGGCACAGAUGGAGAGGACAUUCGGGAGGACCACCAAUAGUUGUCCACUGCAGUGCUGGGAUUGGUAGAACAGGUACCCUUUGCUCUCUAGACAUCUGUCUUUCCCAGCUACAGGAUGUGGGUACUUUAAAUGUUUAUCAGACAGUGAGAAGGAUGAGAACUCAGAGAGCCUUCAGUAUUCAGACCUCAGAGCAGUACUAUUUCUGUUACAUGGCCAUCAUUGAAUAUGCACAACGACAAGGCUUGCUGUGCUCCAGUCAUUAAGAAGCAAGCUUGGCUGUUGCCAUUUGAAGGCUUAGAAACGAGACAUGCUGAAGGACAGAGGAAAAAUGUGUAUAUUGCUGGUACACUCUUACUAUAGGAUCCAGAGGAUUUUACGGUCUUGGCUGUCCAUGCUUACCAGUUAUUAUAUUCAUUUGAUAUUCUAUGUGAAGGCUGUGAUCCAAACUAAAAGAAAAGUUCAGCUAACUUUUAAUUGCUUCAAGGUCAUCUUUUCAGGUGAACUACACAGAUGUGCCUCUCUCUCUUUUUUUUGUGUUAUAUAACCCCCAGAUGGUCGCUCAUUACUGGGUUACUAUAAAAAUUAAGCACUGAUUUACAUGAUGCGACAUCACACAGUAUGUUCUCUUUUUCUGAUGGACUUUAAUCUCCUCAACAUGGAGAAUACCUUCUGUUUUUGAUUACACAGUUUAGCAUGAGGGCAUUGAUCUUAUCCAACAAAGAAGGAGCUUCUGAACAUUCUAGCUUUCCUUUUAACUUGACACUUUAUGUAUAGAAUACAAACUUUUUAGUGCAUUGUGAUAUUUAUUCUUGUCAAUAAGCAAAACUGACUGAUCACCUUAUUUUGCCAUGUACGAGUCUGAAUUUGUGAUAGCAAUAUAAAUACUAUGUUUCACAUAUAAUGUCUUGGUAUAUUUUA